Messenger RNA from Metopolophium dirhodum (rose-grain aphid), 2015 nucleotides. RefSeq names its product cytochrome P450 6k1-like. Gene Ontology annotation, molecular function: heme binding; oxidoreductase activity, acting on paired donors, with incorporation or reduction of molecular oxygen; iron ion binding. The transcript is spliced from 4 exons. The record is from RefSeq and is a predicted model, not a curated record. Lineage: Eukaryota; Metazoa; Arthropoda; Insecta; Hemiptera; Aphididae. Bases 116 to 1660 code for a protein of 514 amino acids.
AUACAUAAUACAUACAUCACAAUAAUGCAGUAGUCGUUAGAACUUUCGCGAGAUUGUCGUAUUUUUUUUCAAUAAACGUUAGUAUCUACAACUGCGGCCGUUAAAUAAGUCCAUCAUGAUAUCGUUUAUGACUGACUGGUUGCAUGACAACAUCACCUGUCUGAGUCUUAUCGCUGUUUUUGCGAGCUUCUACUAUUAUUCUACUUCGACGUACGGUAAAUGGCGGAUAUUGAACAUUCCGUACGUACCGCCGGUACCACUGUUUGGCAACACGACCAGAACAAUGAUGAGACUUGAACAUCCGAUUGACAUGUUCGAAAGGUUCUAUAACAGUUUUCCAGACGCCAAAUUGUUCGGAUUCUAUCAAAUGAGGGAUCCGGUGCUGUUGGUCCGCGACCCGGAGCUGAUCAACGCGAUACUGGUCAAGGACUUCUCGCACUUCACCGACCACGGUAUUGACUUGGACUCGUCCACAUCUGUGCUGGCCAAAAGUCUGUUCUUCGCCAAUGGCCAGAAAUGGAGGACGAUGCGCCAGAAGCUGAGUCCGGGCUUCACGUCUGGCAAGCUGAAGGACACGCAUGGCCAGAUCAACGAGUGCAGUGACGAGAUGGUGUCUGGAAUUGUCGAAACGAUCAAGAUGAAGACCGACCAAAUUGACGUGAAAACGAUAACCGGUGGUUUUUCAACAGAUGUGAUCGGCACGUGCGCAUUCGGCAUGAAGCUGGACACGAUCAAGAACGACAAUUCUGACUUCCGACGGUACGUAAAAAUAAUGUUCCAGAACACUCCGAGACAGAUGAUCGUCCAGGUGAUGCUGAUGAUCUGCCCUUGGGUCAUCAAGGUGUUAAAAAUCAAAAUGUUUUCGGAAGAGGCGACCAAUUUUUUCCAUAAUGUUUUCACCGAUGUCUUCAAGUAUCGCGAAGAGCACAACGUGAUCCGGAAUGAUUUGACGCAGACCCUGAUGCAGGCACGUAAAGAGUUAGUGUUGAAGGAAAAUCCAAGCGUUGAAGAUAAAUUCACUGACGAUGAUAUCAUCGGUAACGCUAUUCUCAUGUUCACUGCUGGUUCUGAAACCAUAUCUUCUAUGCUAUCUUUUUGCCUGUACGAAUUGGCGCUGAAUAUAGAAAUCCAAGACAGGUUACGAUCGGAAAUAUAUUCAAUGAAAGCAAAACACAACGGACAAAUAAAUAACGAUUAUUUGAUGGACCUCUAUUACACCAACAUGGUUUUGGAAGAGACUGCUCGCAAGUACUCCAUUGCUUUUAGCUUAAUGAGAGUGGCUACAAAAACAUACACCUUACCCGAUGAGUCAUUUGUCAUUGAAAAAGGACAAAAACUCAUUAUACCUAUGUUCAGCAUACAUCGUGAUCCAAAAUAUUAUCCGGAUCCCUUGAAAUUUGAUCCGGAAAGAUUUUCUACGGAACAAAAAUCUCAACGACCAAAUGGAACUUACAUGCCGUUUGGUGACGGACCUCGUCUGUGCAUAGGCAAACGGUUUGCCGAAUCAGAAAUGAAAUUGGUCCUGUCAAAUGUAUUGUCGAAAUUCGAAGUCUUGCCGUGUGAAAAAACCGAAAUUCCCGUCGACAUUAGAAGUAUGUCCGGUUUUAUUACAGCGAAAAACGGUAUUGUGUUAAAAUUUAGACCGAUCGUUGAGCAUUAAUUAUGAAUUAUUUGUAUACUUCCGUAAUAAUAUUAUACAACUAAUUUGAUGUGUGUGAGUUAUUGUAUAAGGUGUUAAGGGAUCAUAAACAUGAUUUAAACACAAUAAGGUACAGUUAUUAUUACAUACCUACUGCAGAUGAGUAGAUGACCAAUGUUAAUAGUAAUAAUAAAAAUUAUACCUUUACAUAUCGUAUCAUGUUAUUGAUAGUGCUUUGAAUUAUAUAUUUUUAUUAGGCACAUAACUAUAUUUUUUCAAUAUUUCAAAUGGCUCUGUUCACACUUCUAUAAAAAAUAUUUAGUUUUUAUGUAUUACAUUUUUUUAUGUCAAUAAAUCUCGUAAUUUAUUAUUAUUU